Molecule: messenger RNA, 933 nt
Organism: Lachancea fermentati
Lineage: Eukaryota; Fungi; Ascomycota; Saccharomycetes; Saccharomycetales; Saccharomycetaceae
Source: the annotation of a GenBank genome assembly
AUGACCGAUAAAGCCAUAGAUCCUUCCAAGGCAGACGUCCUUACGCAUGCACUCGCUGGCGCUGCGGGAGGCGCCAUUUCCAUGGCGCUAACAUAUCCUCUAGUGGUUGUUACAACAAAGUUACAAGCACAGGAUUCAGAUUGCGAGAAAUCUCCGAAAACUUUGGCAGAGGCCGUUGAAUAUGUUUACGAGGAGCAGGGUUUGUUAGGCUUCUUUGCUGGUCUAGAAAGCGCCGUUUAUGGAAUGGCUGUUGCAAACUUUGUCUAUUACUACUUUUAUGAGUUAUCGUCCAGAUGCGUUUUGAGAAUACGGCAAAACAAAAGGCUGAACACAGGAGAAUCCAUGCUGGUAGGCACGAUUGCUGGAUCUAUGACUGCUUUUGCUUCCAAUCCCCUUUGGGUUGCCAACACCAGAAUGACAAUUUCGAAGUCCGAAAAAUCGACGCUUAGCACCAUAAUCGAGAUCAUAAAAAAUGAGGGUUUCCAUGCCUUAUUCAAUGGCUUGAAACCUGCUUUGGUACUCGUUGUCAAUCCAAUUAUCCAAUACACCGUCUACGAACAACUCAAAAAUGUGGUAUUGGAAGUACGUCGUAAAUCUACUAUUUCACCUUCGUGGGCAUUUCUACUGGGCGCCUUAGGAAAACUAGCUGCGACUGGAUCAACUUAUCCGUAUGUUACAAUGAAAACGAGAAUGCACCUUCUUGUCGACAGUGAGCUAGAGGGAGAAGGGUAUUCCAAGCCAACUAUGCUUGGCCUUAUGGCUGCUAUUGUAAGAAAGGAUGGCAUUGCUGGAUUAUACCGUGGUAUUGGUAUUAAGCUGGUCCAGAGUAUUCUAACAGCGGCAUUUUUGUUUUUUUUCAAAGAAGGCUUGGUAAUUUGGAGCAUCAGAGUGUUAAGGAUAUUCCGCCAAUUCAACAAGAGAAGACUUGCGUAA